Molecule: messenger RNA, 1135 nt
Organism: Colletotrichum destructivum
Lineage: Eukaryota; Fungi; Ascomycota; Sordariomycetes; Glomerellales; Glomerellaceae
Exons: 1
Coding region: 267-1091 (274 amino acids)
Source: RefSeq, a predicted model, not a curated record
CCUGACGACAUACCCAGCACCACCUUCCCCAGCCUUACACUACCUUAGUACUUGAUCCUAUCGCAACCGGCACUUACGAAUACACAGGUGGCCCCUGACAGCGCUCGCUCGGCGCGGCAGGCAGGCUUCCCUGCCUCUCAUUCAUCUCUGUGUGGCAUAUGACGUGCCGUUCAUCUCGGCGCACCCUGCAACCUCACAAACACAAACACACACUAACACAUAUACACACACAUACACACACAGCAUACGCACUCUCUUACUAAUAUAUGCAUUUGAAGGCCAUUCAGCCCCUGCCGCCGAAACUUACCUUGCGUCCCGAUCCUGCAAGGUCAUCAUCCGUCAUGGAGCUCGACGCCGAGAUGCGGGAGUGGUUACGGGGCGAGACUGUCGCCCUCGUGCGGGCCGGCAUCCUCAACAUGCCCGAGGCCUGGAUGAGGGAGUAUGCCGACCAGCCCGAGGUCGAGGUCAAAGAACGGAAGCACCCUUGCCGCAACUGUCUCUCCCUCUCGCACAAGACGUCCAGCUGCGGCGAGUGCUGCGCCCACUGCGGCCAGGACUGGCACAUCAUCGACGCCUGCACGAGCUCCAAGCGCAACCGCUGCCGCUGCCGCCCGUUCCCGCAGACGCACCUCGUCAAGCGGUGCCCCAUCAUGUGCAACCCGGCCGAGUGCCCCGCCCCGCACGCCGGGCCCCUCAUCACCGCCAUGAUGUGCAAGGCCCGCUGCUGCAUGUGCGGCCUCCUCGGCCACGCUGGCCGGGACUGCCACCUCAAGACGUGCCGCUGCGGCGGCCACCACCUGACCAUCGACCACAUGCCCAUGGACCGCCAGUGCGCCGUCGUCGACUGCCCGCGCUUCUUCUGCACGAUGCACUGCCAGGCCUGCCGCGCCGACGUGCCCAAGCGUAAAGGAACCAGCGACGACGUCUGCCAGCAGUGCCAUACCAAACGCCAACACUGGUUCCCCCCGCCAAAGGCACGAGUGAACGACGACGUCGAGCCCAACUACGAGUACCUGGAGGCAACUCUGGCGUGGGGCAACAGCAUAUACGGCCAGGCCAUCUUCGGCAAAAAGGUCGAGUUCAAGCCAUAAGCAUACAUCGGUCUAGCCAGGUCUUGUUUGUUUGCAAUCCCGUU